UUUGAUUUUGAGGGAUAAAGCAGGGGAAUGGGUGUCUUGGAGGUGGGCUUUCGUGUUUGAGAGAUUGGAUGGGUUGGCUCGGGGGAUGGUCUGGGGAUAGGAAUGGCUGUCCUGUUUGGUAAUGUUCUGGGGGAAGUGAUGGGCAGCCUUAAGGCGGAUGGACUGGGGUCAGGAAUGAAAUGUCUUGUUGGGGGUUGGGAUUGGGAUGGCUGUCUUCCUUUUUCGAAUCAGGCAGGGUUAAUUUUUCUAAAAUUUUUACAGCUCAAGGACAAGAUUAGCGAAGACGAUAAGAAGGUUUUGGACAAAUGUCAGGAAACGCUCUCUUGGUUAGACGCCAACCAGACUGCUGAGAAGGAAGAAUUUGAGCAUCAUCAAAAGGAAUUGGAAGCUAUUUGCAAUCUGAUCAUUUCGAAGCUUUAUCAAUCUGCGGGUUGUGCUGGAAUGCCUGGAGGUAUGCCUGGUGGAAUGCUUUGA
Meloidogyne enterolobii is the source of this 474-nucleotide messenger RNA. The record is from the annotation of a GenBank genome assembly. Lineage: Eukaryota; Metazoa; Nematoda; Chromadorea; Rhabditida; Meloidogynidae.